This is a messenger RNA of Jaculus jaculus (lesser Egyptian jerboa), 1822 nucleotides long. It is a transcript of the gene Uckl1, whose product is annotated as uridine-cytidine kinase 1 like 1. NCBI's taxonomy places the organism in Eukaryota, Metazoa, Chordata, Mammalia, Rodentia, Dipodidae. Gene Ontology annotation, cellular component: cytoplasm. Gene Ontology annotation, molecular function: kinase activity; ATP binding. The transcript has 15 exons. The record is from RefSeq and is a predicted model, not a curated record. Bases 45 to 1691 code for a protein of 548 amino acids.
GGUCCGGGCGCGCUUCCCCGGCUACCUCCAAGUUUCGGGACGCCAUGGCUGCUCCUUCGGCCUCCUCGGACGCCGCCCCCUUGCCCCUGCUGCCCCCCAUGGCCUCGGACCUGCCAGGUCGGCCGGCCGAGCAAAGCGAGACCGCGUGCGAGGACCGCAGCAAUUCAGGGUCCUUGGACAGACUCCUACCACCCGUGGGUACUGGGCGUUCACCCAGGAAGCGCACCACCAGUCAGUGCAAGUCUGAGCCUCCCCUUCUGCGCACAAGCAAGCGUACCAUCUACACAGCUGGGCGGCCACCCUGGUACAAUGAGCAUGGCACACAGUCCAAGGAGGCUUUUGCCAUUGGCCUGGGAGGUGGCAGUGCAUCCGGGAAGACUACUGUGGCCAGAAUGAUCAUUGAGGCACUGGACGUUCCCUGGGUAGUUCUGUUGUCUAUGGACUCCUUCUACAAGGUCCUAACUCAGCAGCAGCAGGAGCAGGCUGCCCACAACAAUUUUAACUUUGACCACCCCGAUGCCUUCGACUUUGAUCUCAUCAUUUCCACCCUCAAGAAGCUGAAGCAGGGCAGGAGUGUCCAAGUGCCCAUUUAUGAUUUCACCACCCACAGCCGGAAAAAGGACUGGAAAACGCUGUAUGGCGCAAAUGUCAUCAUCUUUGAGGGCAUCAUGGCCUUUGCUGACAAGACACUGCUAGAGCUCUUGGACAUGAAGAUCUUUGUGGACACAGACUCUGAUAUUCGACUGGUGCGGAGGCUGCGCCGGGACAUCAGCGAGCGAGGACGGGACAUUGAAGGUGUCAUCAAACAGUACAACAAGUUUGUCAAGCCUGCCUUUGACCAGUAUAUCCAGCCCACCAUGCGCCUGGCAGACAUUGUGGUGCCCAGAGGAAGUGGGAAUACCGUAGCCAUUGAUCUGAUUGUGCAGCACGUUCACAGUCAACUGGAGGAGCGUGAACUCAGCGUCAGGGCUGCACUGGCCUCAGCUCACCAGUGCCACCCCCUUCCCCGGACACUGAGUGUUCUGAAGAGUACGCCGCAGGUACGGGGCAUGCACACCAUCAUCAGGGACAAGGAGACUAGUCGGGAUGAAUUCAUCUUCUAUUCUAAGAGGCUGAUGCGGCUACUUAUUGAACAUGCGUUGUCCUUCCUACCUUUCCAGGACUGUAUUGUGCAGACCCCUCAAGGGCAGGACUACGCAGGCAAGUGCUAUGCUGGGAAGCAGAUCACUGGUGUGUCCAUCCUGCGUGCGGGGGAGACCAUGGAGCCUGCACUUCGAGCUGUGUGCAAAGAUGUGCGCAUUGGCACCAUUCUCAUCCAGACCAACCAGCUCACCGGCGAGCCUGAGCUCCAUUAUCUGAGACUACCCAAGGACAUCAGUGAUGACCAUGUGAUCCUGAUGGACUGCACAGUAUCCACAGGUGCUGCAGCCAUGAUGGCCGUACGUGUGCUGCUGGACCACGAUGUGCCUGAGGAUAAGAUCUUCUUGCUGUCCCUGCUUAUGGCAGAGAUGGGCGUGCAUUCUGUGGCCUAUGCAUUCCCACAUGUGAGAAUCAUCACCACAGCUGUGGACAAGCGUGUCAAUGACCUUUUCCGCAUCAUCCCAGGCAUUGGUAACUUUGGUGAUCGCUACUUUGGGACAGAUGCAGUCCCCGAUGGCAGUGAUGAGGAAGAGAUGGCCUCAAUGGGUUAGCUUUAUACCUGAGUCAUCCCUGUCUGUACCUAGCUUCUUGCCUCCUGGCCUGAGAUUGCAGAGGAGGCACAGUAAUUUGUUUUAAUUUUUUAAGUGUUACCAAUAAAAGUUAACUUACACAUUUUUUUAAA